AUGGAGGACGAUUUUCGCCAUAUGAUUUUCCCCAGGGCUGCAGGCGAUGGCGCCGGUCGAGGGCAAAGAGCCUUGGUGGUCACGGCCGUCUUGACAGCAAUCGCCGCCGUCACUGUCGCGAUGCGAUUCUUAGCUCGAAUUGGACUGAUGAAAAUUACUGGUCGUGAAGACUGGACAAUUCUUCUUUCUCUGGUCAGAGCACCUUGUCAGAUCAAUUUGUUGCCUAAGUCCUUGCUAAUUUAUGAGCAGGUAUUCUCCAUUAUCUACCUCGGUCUAGUAGCAUCCGGUCAGUCUCUGAACUUCUAUACUUCUAUAAUCAGAUCUAACCAGCCACAGAAACGCACUUUGGCCUCGGAAGACACUCAAGCGAUCUUUCUACGUAUGAGAAUCAACAACAAUUAA
This is a messenger RNA of Aspergillus melleus, 402 nucleotides long. RefSeq lists its product as uncharacterized. The coding region runs from base 1 to 402 and encodes 133 amino acids. The record is from RefSeq and is a predicted model, not a curated record. The transcript has a single exon. NCBI's taxonomy places the organism in Eukaryota, Fungi, Ascomycota, Eurotiomycetes, Eurotiales, Aspergillaceae.